UUUUAUAUAGUAAAUUUAAAUCCAAUUGUUGGUUUUCCUGAAAAGUUUUCAUAGGCUAUCAAUAAUUUGUCUCCUUAAAGUUAUUGAAAAUAUUGAAUAGAAUUGAUUGAUCAGUUUUAUAUUUCUCUUUUUACAGUUUUUUCAAUUGAAUAGCUUCUUGUGAUGUUCAUGAGAUGAGCACAAAUUUUCUUCCUUUUCCAAACAAAAAGUAAUAUAAUUUUAUAUUGUUUUGAUAGAAAGUUAUUUUCAUCAUCUCAAAUUUCAUACAACUGAAAUGAACUAAUAUUAUGAGUGGUGAGGUUGGUCAAAUUGAAACACGGCAUCCAUUUUCUAUUACACUCUUUCUACUUUUGGUGAGAGAACACGUGUGUACCAUAAUUUUGUUUUUAUGAUAAUCUAGUGUAAAUGAGUUUAUUUCAUCUAUCAAAUAUAGUUUUUAUCGUAUAUUAAUUUUGUUCAAGUGUUAGCGUCGCGUUUCUGUGAGCCCUUCUUUAAAAUGAACCAAGAAAAAUUGAAAAAACUUCAAGCCCAGGUGCGCAUUGGAGGGAAAGGAACACCCCGAAGAAAGAAGAAGGUUGUGCAUGCUACUGCCGCUACCGACGACAAGAAAUUACAAAGUUCAUUGAAAAAACUAUCCGUAAACACUAUUCCGGGUAUCGAAGAGGUUAACAUGAUCAAGGAUGACGGUACGGUAAUUCAUUUCAACAACCCCAAAGCUCAGGCCUCAUUGGCCGCCAAUACGUUUGCGAUCACCGGUCACGGUGAAAACAAGCCGAUCACAGAAAUGAUCCCCGGUAUCCUCAACCAGUUGGGCCCCGAAGGAUUAACUCAGCUGAAACGUUUGGCUAAAACUGUAGCCAGCAACGCCAGCGGCGGUAAGGCUACCAUCGAAGAAGACGAUGAAGUCCCUGAGUUGGUGGAGAACUUCGACGAGCCCAGCAAGGAGGAGGUACCUGUCAGUAUUGCCCCCGAGAAGGAUGCGUCUGGCGAAGGCAAGGAGAACACCGCACCAGUCACUGAUGCUGAAUCUAAAGAAAAGUCGAACUAGGCUUAUCAUCAACUGGGAUCCGACUGAGCUCUCAGUGAUAUAAACGCAGUUGGUCUGGCAAUACGACGCUACUACUAGGACCUUGAGAGCAAACCUUCGCAGUCACCUUCUUCUUGAAAACUUUAUCCUUUUCAGAAGCAGUGAACGAACUCCACUCGUUCAUUCAUAAUAUUAUGUAAAUUUACAACCACGAUUGACAAUUAUUGUUUUAUCAAAUAUAACUGUAGAUGGGCUACAGUUCUGUUGUUUUUUAUUGAUUCAAUAAUAAUCCGUCGGCUUCAUAUUUGAUUUUAUGACUGAAGAUUUAGACAGAUUAACAAUAAAGCUGUUGUAAUCAA
This is a messenger RNA of Nilaparvata lugens (brown planthopper), 1386 nucleotides long. It is a transcript of the gene bic, whose product is annotated as transcription factor BTF3 homolog 4. The record is from RefSeq and is a predicted model, not a curated record. NCBI's taxonomy places the organism in Eukaryota, Metazoa, Arthropoda, Insecta, Hemiptera, Delphacidae. The transcript has 2 exons. Gene Ontology annotation, cellular component: cytosol; nascent polypeptide-associated complex. Bases 497 to 1048 code for a protein of 183 amino acids.